Molecule: messenger RNA, 3058 nt
Organism: Lepisosteus oculatus (spotted gar)
Lineage: Eukaryota; Metazoa; Chordata; Actinopteri; Semionotiformes; Lepisosteidae
Gene: isl1a
Product: ISL LIM homeobox 1a
Biological process (GO): neuron fate specification; axonogenesis; positive regulation of transcription by RNA polymerase II
Cellular component (GO): nucleus
Molecular function (GO): cis-regulatory region sequence-specific DNA binding; DNA-binding transcription factor activity, RNA polymerase II-specific
Source: RefSeq, a predicted model, not a curated record
AACGCAGAGGUACAUUUUACAAACAAAAAAAAAAUAUUUGAGCUUCAACAUCUGAAUGAUUACAAAAUUAUCUAACCCUAAAAUCUAAAAUUUCAUUAGUCUAGUUUAUUCAAUCAAUGACACUUUGAGACUGUUGCCAUUGCUUUAAAAAUAUUAUUCAUAUUGCCUCUAAAGUGCCACAGAAAGCAUGAUUUCUUCAUUGCCUUCUUGUUACAAACUGCUCUGUCUCUCUCUCUUUCAAAUACCUCUUUUCAACCAAAGAUCAAGCUUUAAAUAGGAACACAUGCACUAUUCGAAGCACUGUUCGGAUUUAAUUUACCAGUAAGAAUGGCAGACUUAAUUAUAUGUCUAAGCGUAGGGUCUACAAAACAUUUAAAAAAUAUCCAUUGAACGAGAACCGCUUUACAUUUUAAUUUACCUCACUAUACUUCUUCUAUUCUGCCAUAAAUCAAGAGCACUACAAAUAAAGAAACACGAAGAAAGGAAAGCAGAGAGGAAUACAAAACAGAUUCUGACACGAGCAGUUUUUUUCCUCUCAGCAUAAUGUAUUUUUACCCUGCUUUAAGUAAACGUCAGACACUGAUAAUUCUACUUAAAUGUAUCCAUGACGUCACAAUUCACAACGAAAAAGUGUUACAUUACUUUUCAAUUCACUAAACCGUAGUACAUCCUGACGCUUAAGAAAGCUGAACAUUUGUUACAUAUCUGUUUAUUAAGACAAAGGAUGAAAGUUAAAGCCUGACCGGUCCGACACAAAAGAGCCAAUCGGCUUUCCAUGAAGAUGACGUUCCCGCACCUCACGUCAGACCAAUGGCGAUUGAGUAGAGUUAGAGCAGAGAGUUUGAGUGAGAGAUAAGGACAAGAGUGCCUCAUCAGCAGUGAGACCAGGCACUGCGGCGCGCGUACCCUUUACUUUCAACGUGAACAGUAGUACCCAGCCCAGCACCGCAGCGCCUCUAACCCAUAAAAACACUGCUUCACUGCAAGCGAAAAAUUGUUUCUGGUAUAACGCUGCAGCACCAAAUUUUCACAGUGGACCUAACACCACCUUACUAUCUUGACAUGGGAGACAUGGGAGAUCCGCCAAAAAAAAAACGCCUCAUUUCGUUAUGUGUUGGUUGUGGAAAUCAAAUACACGAUCAGUAUAUUUUGAGGGUUUCUCCGGAUUUGGAAUGGCACGCUGCGUGUUUGAAAUGUGCAGAAUGUAAUCAGUAUUUGGACGAAUCCUGUACCUGCUUUGUUAGAGACGGGAAGACCUAUUGUAAAAGAGACUAUAUCAGGUUGUACGGGAUAAAGUGCGCCAAGUGUAACAUAGGCUUCAGUAAGAAUGAUUUCGUGAUGAGAGCCCGCUCCAAGGUAUACCAUAUCGAGUGUUUUCGCUGUGUGGCCUGCAGCCGGCAGCUUAUCCCCGGGGACGAGUUUGCUCUGAGGGAGGAUGGCCUGUUCUGCAGAGCCGAUCACGAUGUUGUGGAGAGGGCAACAAUGGGAGCAGGAGACCCUCUCAGCCCUUUACACCCGGCAAGACCUUUACAGAUGGCAGCAGAACCCAUAUCUGCCAGACAGCCUGCGCUUCGACCCCAUGUUCACAAACAACCGGAAAAAACCACUCGAGUCAGAACUGUACUCAACGAGAAGCAGCUUCACACCUUGAGAACUUGCUACGCUGCCAACCCAAGACCAGAUGCCCUUAUGAAGGAGCAACUGGUAGAAAUGACGGGCCUUAGUCCGAGAGUCAUCCGGGUGUGGUUUCAAAACAAGCGCUGCAAGGACAAAAAGAGGAGCAUCUUAAUGAAGCAACUUCAACAACAACAGCCUAAUGACAAAACGAACAUCCAGGGAAUGACGGGGACUCCUAUGGUGGCUGCUAGUCCAGAGAGACACGACGGUGGUUUGCAGGCAAACCCAGUGGAGGUGCAGAGUUACCAGCCGCCUUGGAAAGUACUGAGCGACUUCGCACUGCAGAGUGACAUAGACCAGCCCGCAUUUCAGCAACUGGUAAGUUUUUCAGAAGGAGGACCAGGUUCUAACUCAACAGGGAGUGAAGUUGCAUCCAUGUCCUCGCAACUACCAGAUACACCGAACAGCAUGGUAUCGAGUCCUAUAGAGGCAUGAGGAAUGGACUAUUUAAUAUUUACAGUGAUGAGCUGACGAGGUGUUGGAACCUCCAGACUCUUAAGGACUGUGGUUUACAACCAGUUUGUUCACUGGUUGGUCCAUUAGAAAAAAAACACCCUCCAUUAAACUGCACGAAGCCUCUUUAUCCAAACAACCCCUGGUUGUAUUUGUACACUGUGAAGACAAUCAUGGGAAUUGCCUAGAAGCUGAAAUAUACUUCAAUAUACAUCCAAGACUUCUUGCAAAAUUACUUAAGAGAAGACAACCAUGAUGUAAAUUCUGUGAGUUGCAGGGAAAGGGAUUCAUGCUGUCUGCAUAACUUUGACGUUAACAAAUGGAAAGACCUAUGGUCUCAUCAUGUUUAAAUGGUGCUGCCUCUGUUGGAAAUGAAGUUGGUUACAGCCUUGCCAAAAACCUGGAAGAGCAACAUAAGUUCUGCAAUUCAGUGGACCCCAAGGGCAAGCGAGACCCACAGAAUGAAUCUGAAUUCUGAAGAGGAUCAAAUUUGAAUUUCAUAUGCUCAUUGCAAUGUGCAGUGGUUGACUUGUAACCCAAUGACUCGUUGAUCCUGGUUCUAUUUCAUAGCUGGUUCUUGAUUUUCAAAUCCCCCUGCUGAUGGUCAGAAGGGGACUGCAGAUACUGCUUUUCCAUUUUAGUUGAAUUCUCUCCUUAAAAGCCCAAGUACUAAAGCAUUGCAACAAGGUAUACCUCUAUUUUGCCACAAGCUUCGUGGGAAUUUUGUGUGUGAAUUUGUGUCCGUCCAAGAACUUUUUUCCCAAAGAUGUGUAUAGUUAUUGGUUAAAACAACCGUUGGUUAGCUCUGGAAAAAAGAUUUUUGUUUGUUCUUGUACUGCAAAAAAAUUAUAAUUUAUUAUUUAUUGUCGAAAGACUUGCCACUAUUCCUGUACUUUUGUUUGCUGAAGUAAAAAAAGAAAAGAUUGUA